Paramecium tetraurelia is the source of this 2346-nucleotide messenger RNA. RefSeq lists its product as uncharacterized. The record is from RefSeq and is a predicted model, not a curated record. The transcript is spliced from 6 exons. NCBI's taxonomy places the organism in Eukaryota, Ciliophora, Oligohymenophorea, Peniculida, Parameciidae.
AUGCCACAGGCAGUCAAAUUUUCAAGUACAGAGAGAGUUAUAGGUUAGUCUCUCUUAGGAAAUGGGUACAUCGAGAACUAAGAAGAAUUUAGUAAAACCGAUGCUGGUAUACAUGCUGAUUAUUCUCUAAAGGAUGGCAAGAACUUCUAUCAUCAUUCUACUAUCUACAAUGUAAAAGAGUUUAAGGAAUUGAGCAAACUUCAAGAUUAUCAAGAGCCUAAUCUCGCUAAAUACACAGAAUUGUAGACUAAAAUUAUGGUUGCUGAUUUCAAAAAGAAAGUUCAUGCAUUCCUAUAAAAAAACAAUUAUAAGACUAAUUUGAUUGGUAGUAAAAUAACUUCAUCAUUACAUGAAUUGGAAUCAUUUCAAUCAACCAAUAAUGAAGAAUAGCUUAAUAAAUCUCUUUGCUCUAACAAAUAUACAAUUCGAACUGAAUACAAAUCUAUGAAAGCAACAGAGAUACUAGUAAUUAGUAAUAAUAAGGUUGUCUCAAGAUAGAUUAUCUCCAGUGAAUUAAUUCAACAAAGACUAUUAAAAUAAAUGGAAAAUUUUCUUAAAGAUGAUAGAUUUAACUACGAUCUAAAGAUGCAAACUAUGAUAGAUCAAUAUGAAGAUAUUGUCAAUAGGAUUAGACAAUAGGCAUACACAAUUAAAAUUCCAUAGAGUUAUGAAAUUUAAAUGAGUGAUUACAAUGAGUUUUACUAUAAAAAAGAAGAACCAAAAAUCCCUUCUUUAAAUGAUAAAUUAGAAAUCUUGGCUGACUAGAUCAUAUAAGAAAUCUAACAAUCAAGAGAAUCUACACCAUAAUUGUAAAAUCAAAUUAAUGAAGAGUAACAGGAGGAUAUUUCACCAUAUAUUGAUGAGAUAGUUAAAACGGAACCUGUCUAUACAAAAGAAGAAGAAGCCGCAAAUGCCAACAAUGAAUAGCUUGGUCAAAGGAAGAUAACACAGAGAAAAGGGAAGCCCAGAAAGAAGUAAUAACAAUAAUAAUAACAACAAUAAUAAUAGUAAAAUGAAACAACAUCUGAUAAUAACAAUCAGAAAUCUUAAUAGUCUAGCUAAUCAGAAUUACCUGAUGUUUCUACCUCUUAGCAAUUUCAUUAUUAAAGAGAAAUAAGAGAAAAAAAGAAUAGUUAAUAAAAUACACAACCAAUUUAAGCUUAAGAAUAAAUUAUUGAAACUGAUCCUCAUCAAUAAAAUUAACUACCACAAAAUUAGCCUGCUGACUAAAAUAGCAAUAAAAAACAUUCAACAAAUGAUAAACCAAAAGGCAAGGUUCACUCAAGGAAAGUAACGGGAGAUACUGUUUCUUAAAGAUAAGUUCCUCUAUAUUUAGAGGCUCCAAAAGAUUAAAUUCUAGAGACCUUAAGCGAAAGGUCAUAGGAUGAGAACUAAUAAUUUGAAGAUGUUUAAUCUAAAAAGCAGUAAUCUCCAAAAAAAGAGCAUUAAGAAACUAAUUAAAUAGAAAAUCAGGAAAUUGAUAUUGUCUAAAAUGAUUUCGAAGGAAUAAAUUAGUAAAUAGACCAGUCUGAAAUAAAACCAUUAAUUCAUCCGAUUUCAAACAGUAAACCGCUACGCAAUCCUGAAUAAAGAGAUGCUGUUGAUAUUUGGGAUAAUGGUAUACCAACAGUCAUUAGGCCAAUCCCUAGACCUUAACCAACUGUAUAGGAGAUCCAAACAAUUGAACAACAGUAAAAGCAAAAUAGUAAUACCAAUCUAUAAUAAGCAGAAGAUAUAGACUUAAAUUAAGGAAAAGCCUCAGAAGGUUCAGAAAAAUAAUAAAUUAUUAAUGAACAAUCUUUGAAAUCUGAUCCAAGUUUGAAUACAUCAGAAACUAAAUCAAUAAAAAAAGAAGAUUCUCAAACUAAAUCCUUGCAAUAAUAAAAUAAGGGCGUUAUUACUAAAAAAGUUUAAGAAUAAAAAGAAAAAAACUCUGUUAAAAUUUCAAAGUAGACUGUUGAAUAAAAAGAUUAAUAAGUAGAAGAUAAUAGUAAUAUUGAUUACUAAUAGAUUAUCAAUGAAAAAAUGAAAUAAAUUGAACAGCAACUUCAAGAACCUUGUCUUGAUAUCAUUGAUAUCUUAUUGGCUUCAGAUUUAGUAUAUAAUGUAAAUAUAGAAAAUUAUAAAAUCUCAAAAUCAUAUAAAAAGAAAGUCAAUCAUCCAAAAUUUAUGUUUGAAUAGAAGGAUGAAGAGGAAGUGGUAAUUUGGAGACACGAAUUAUAGGAAGUAAUACCGAAAUUGUAAAAUUUAAAUAAACAAAUUGAGGUUUAAAUUGAUGAUAAUGAUGACUAUAUAAGAAGUAAUGUUUACACAAUAGAAGAAGUAAAUGAUGAAUCUGAUAAUUGA